This is a messenger RNA of Glycine soja, 408 nucleotides long. RefSeq lists its product as uncharacterized. The record is from RefSeq and is a predicted model, not a curated record. Bases 1 to 408 code for a protein of 135 amino acids. NCBI's taxonomy places the organism in Eukaryota, Viridiplantae, Streptophyta, Magnoliopsida, Fabales, Fabaceae. The transcript has 3 exons.
AUGUUGGAUCAGUUUCAACCAUUUAUGCACGACUUCAUUGAUAAGAUUGUUGAUGUCGAAGCUGAUGGUAACUGUGGAUAUCAGUCGGUUGCCGGUUUAUUAGGUAUGGGUGAAGACUCUUGGUCGAUGGUCCGCUACCAUCUUCUUAAAGAACUUGGGAAAUUCUCAGAAGACUAUAGCCGACUCUUUGGUGGCAUGGAGAGAUUUGAGGAGUUAAGGAUGUCACUACAUGUUGAUGGGUUAACCAAGGUGACUACGGAUAAAUGGAUAGAUAUAACGGACAUGGGACAUGUCAUUGCAUCAAGAUAUAAUGCGAAGCCAUGGCCAACUCCAUAUAUUAGCAGAAUGCAGUAUGGCAAGAGCUUUGUGAUGUUUAAGAGAGACUAUGUUGACAUAAAUGAUGAUUGA